GAGCGCCAUGUACCGGCGCAGCUACGUUUUCCAGGCCCGCAAGGAGCAGUACCAGCGCGCGGACGAGGCGUCGCGCGCCACCGAGCCCGAGCGCCCGGCCGGCGAUGGCUGGGUCGGGACGGCGAGCCUGGCGGCGCUGCAGGGGCUCGGCGAGCGGGUGGCCGCCCACAUCCAGCGGGCCCGCGCGCUCGAGCAGCGCCACGCCGGCCUCCGGCGGCAGCUGGACGCCUUCCAGCGCCUGGGCGAGCUGGCCGGCCCCGAGGACGCCCUCGCGCGCCACGUCGAGAGCAACCGCCAGCGCUCCCGGGAGCUGGCGGCCGAGCGCGCCCGCUUGGAGCGCCAGGGCACCGAGGCGCAGCGCGCGCUGGACGAGUUCCGCAGCAAGUAUGAAAAUGAGUGUGAAUGUCAACUGCUGCUAAAAGAAAUGCUUGAACGGCUUAACAAGGAAGCUGACGAAGCCUUGCUGCAUAACCUGCGCCUUCAGCUCGAAGCCCAGUUCCUGCAGGACGAUAUCAGUGCGGCAAAGGACAGGCACAAAAAGAAUCUUCUGGAAAUUCAGACCUACAUCGGCAUCCUACAGCAGAUCAUUCACACCUCUUCUCAGGCGUCCACUGUGAGCGGGAUGAGGGAGGAGAAGCUCCUGACAGAGCGGGAGGUGGGUGCCCUGCGGAGCCAGCUGGACGAGGGCCGGGAGGUGCUCUCCCACCUGCAGGCACAGAGAGUGGAGCUGCAGGCCCAGACAACAGCCCUGGAACAAGCUAUUAAAAAUGCCCACGACUGUUACGACGACGAGAUUCAGCUUUAUAAUGAGCAGAUCGAAACCCUGCGCAAGGAGAUCGAAGAGACGGAGCGGGUCCUGGAGAAGUCCUCCUACGACUGCCGGCAGCUGGCGCUGGCCCAACAAACCCUGAAGAACGAGCUGGACCGGUAUCAUCGGAUCAUCGAGAUCGAAGGCAACAGGCUGACCUCCGCCUUCAUCGAGACCCCCAUUGCCCUGCUCACCCCGAGCCAUGGAGCCUCUGGCAGCUCUGCGUCUGGCGGCAAAGAUCUCACUAGGGCUGUGCAGGAUAUAACAACAGCAAAACCAAGACAAAAAGGCCUCCCCAAGACUGCUCCAAGGAGAAAGGAGAUUAUGGCGAAAGACAAAGCAGAUGGGCCUCUGGAAGAAGUGCCGUUGAAAGGUCUGGAAGACACAAAGCUGGUGCAGGUGGUGCUUAAAGAGGAAGGUGAACCUAAGCUUGAGCCAGAGGGCAAAGAGGCCAGUCUCCUGACACAAGAAGGGGACCCAGAGGAUGUGCCAGACGGAGGGCAGAUAAGCAAAGCCUUUGGGAAACUGUCCAAGUUGGUCAAGGAGAAAGUGAAAAGCCCCAAGGAGCCCGAGCCGCCCUCUGACCUCUACACCAAAGGGCGGCACGUGCUGGUCACCGGGGAUGCCAGUUAUGUGGACCCUGAUUUCUGUGUCUCCUCCAUCCCGGCCAAAGGUGGGGUGGUGGUUUCCGUCGAGGAAGAGUCUGUGCGUCCUGAGGCCCAUGUGGAGCCCUCUCCUGAGCAGCCUGAGCCCCCUCCGGAGAAUGGGGAGGGGGUCCCCCAGGGGAGAGAAGAUGAACUCCCAAGCAUCCAGCCAACCACAGAGAAGGAGGGUGAGAUAAGUGCCGAAGAACCGAAAGGCCCGGAGGAGAAACAAGAUGGCGAGAAGGAGGAUGAGGGGUCCAGGAGACCCUGCCCCACAGUCAUACCUGGUCCAGAGGAACUGCCUACACCCGAGGCUCAAAGGCCUGGGGCCAUCCAGGAGGGACUGGAGGGGACUAGGAGAAGAAGCCUGCCAGAAAAAAGCCCUCCCAAGCCUUUGGCGUAUCAGAAGGUGGAAGUGGUGGAAUCCAUCGAGAAGAUUUCAACGGAGAGCAUUCAGACGUACGAGGAAACCGCUGUCAUUGUGGAGACCGUGGUUGGAAAGGCAAAAGCAAACAAGAAGAAAUCGGGAGAGAAGGGCUCUUAAAACGCCCGGGCUUAAUGGGAGAAAAUGUCUUUGGGGCCACUGUAGGGGAAAGCUUUGAUAUUAUAGAACAGAUGAUAAAAGGGUGAGGGUUCCUGUUUGGAGUAGACCAUAGUUGACCUGUCUGGCGUUGCCAAUGAAACCUUCAUUAAAACGUUUUCUUUGCUUGCA
This is a messenger RNA of Lemur catta (Ring-tailed lemur), 2164 nucleotides long. It is a transcript of the gene BFSP1, whose product is annotated as beaded filament structural protein 1. Gene Ontology annotation, biological process: lens fiber cell development. Gene Ontology annotation, molecular function: structural constituent of eye lens. Bases 8 to 1996 code for a protein of 662 amino acids. The record is from RefSeq and is a predicted model, not a curated record. Lineage: Eukaryota; Metazoa; Chordata; Mammalia; Primates; Lemuridae. Gene Ontology annotation, cellular component: cytoplasm; intermediate filament. The transcript has 8 exons.